GCGCCUGAGAGCAGUGCGCAGGCUGAGUGGGAGCGCAGUCGCAGGUUAUCCAUCGCCUUGUGCGAGCUCUUUGCCACGUCUGGGAUCCUCCUUUAUAAAGACGCGAUUGUUUGUGAGAGCAUCGUCCCAGGAGCCAAAAGGUUUGCAAACUGUCCUUUAGGAGACUGCGGGCUGCCAAAGCGUCAUGACAGCUGAGAAGAGUGGGCCGGUUAUAAACGGUAAACCAGAGGAUGGCAAAGACCCGGAAGGGUCCAGCUCCAGCAUGGACAGCUAUGAGUACAACGAGAGGGGCAUGUGGAACAACAAGAUCGAGUUUAUCUUGUCUGUGGCUGGAGAGAUCAUCGGGCUGGGCAACGUUUGGAGGUUUCCCUACCUCUGCUACAAGAACGGAGGAGGUGCUUUCUUUGUCCCGUAUGUCAUCUUCUUUGUGUGUUGUGGUAUCCCCGUGUUUUUCCUGGAGACGGCCUUGGGUCAGUUCACAAGCGAGGGAGGUAUCACCUGCUGGAGGAAAGUCUGCCCGUUGUUCGAGGGUAUUGGCUAUGCAACACAGGUGAUUGAAGCUCAUCUAAACGUGUACUACAUCGUAAUCUUAGCCUGGGCCAUUUUCUACCUCUUCAACUGCUUCACCACCGAGCUGCCGUGGGCCGGCUGUGGGCAUUACUGGAACACAGAAAACUGUGUUGACUAUUAUGGUGAAAACGCCACCAACAUCACAAACCCCAACGCAACUUCUCCGGUCAUUGAGUUCUGGGAACGCAGAGUGCUGAAGAUCUCAGAUGGAAUUGAGCACAUGGGAGGGGUGCGCUGGGAGCUGGCCAUGUGUCUGGCUCUGGCCUGGUUCAUCUGCUACUUCUGCAUCUGGAAGGGACCCAAGUCAACUGGCAAGGUCGUGUAUGUGACGGCCACCUUUCCAUACUUCAUGCUGAUGAUCCUGUUGAUCAGAGGAGUCACGCUGCCCGGAGCCUUCGAUGGCAUCAAGUUCUACCUCUACCCAGACAUUUCACGUCUCUCUGACCCCCAGGUAUGGGUGGAUGCAGGGACCCAAAUCUUCUUUUCCUACGCCAUCUGCUUGGGCUGUCUUACUGCUCUUGGAAGUUACAAUUCCUACAACAACAACUGCUACAGAGACUGCAUCAUGUUGUGUUGUUUGAACAGCGGGACCAGCUUUGUGGCAGGUUUUGCCAUCUUCUCAGUGCUUGGCUUCAUGGCCUACGAACAAAAUGUUCCCAUUGAAGCUGUGGCUGAAUCUGGUCCGGGUCUGGCCUUUAUUGCAUACCCCAAAGCUGUAACUAUGAUGCCUCUGUCCCCACUCUGGGCUUGUCUCUUCUUCAUGAUGCUGAUUUUCCUCGGCCUCGACAGCCAGUUUGUGUGUGUGGAGAGUUUGGUGACAGCUGUGGUGGACAUGUACCCGGAGACCUUCAGAAGAGGCUACCGCAGAGAGCUGCUGAUUCUUGGCAUGUCUAUAGUCUCCUUCCUCAUUGGACUCAUCAUGUGUACCGAGGGGGGGAUGUACGUCUUCCAGCUGUUUGAUGCGUAUGCUGCCAGUGGAAUGUGUUUGCUGUUUGUGGCCAUAUUUGAGUCCAUAUGUAUCGGCUGGGUGUACGGAAGUGACAGAUUCUACCUAAAUAUUGAGGACAUGAUUGGCUACAAACCUGUCUUCUUCAUCAAGUGGUGCUGGAUGAUCCUGACCCCAGGCAUCUGUGCUGGAAUUUUCCUGUUCUUCUUGAUUAAAUACAAACCUCUGAAGUACAACAAUGUGUACACCUAUCCUGACUGGGGUUAUGGGAUUGGCUGGUUCAUGGCGAUGUCCUCAAUGGUUUGCAUCCCACUGGGAAUUAUCUGGAUGAUCUGGAAGACGCCUGGUACCUUUUCUGAGAGAAUGAAGAAGCUGACCACUCCCAGCUCAGACCUAAAAAUGAGAGGGAAACUUGCCUCCCACAGUCCUUACGCCGCCAAUGAUGCAAAACUCAAGGCCGAUGGCAAAAUCUCGACCAUUUCAGAGAAGGAGACGCAUUUCUAACACACGGCCCGACUGACCAGCCAAGCUGCCUGCUGUCUUUAACCAAGAAAAGUCCAGCAAACAAAAAAAACCCACAACAACAUUACCAGCCGCAACACAAAACAAGAAAUGAAACAAAUGACUCAGAGUGCCAUUUUUGUUUUGUAAAAAAAAGUUUUAAAAAGAUGGGAAAAUCACUGAUUAUAUAGUCUGCUUCUAUUUUGCACAAACUUUAUCUAACACUUGAUGUUUUCGUUUAACUCUCAAAGCAACUGUUGUUAACCAUUAAUAUUUAAAGAUGUGUUUAAUGACGUACAAUAAAUGGUAAGAAUCUCUUCUGUCA
Molecule: messenger RNA, 2342 nt
Organism: Nematolebias whitei (Rio pearlfish)
Lineage: Eukaryota; Metazoa; Chordata; Actinopteri; Cyprinodontiformes; Rivulidae
Gene: slc6a11b
Product: solute carrier family 6 member 11b
Exons: 16
Coding region: 185-2020 (611 amino acids)
Biological process (GO): sodium ion transmembrane transport
Cellular component (GO): membrane
Source: RefSeq, a predicted model, not a curated record